Capsicum annuum is the source of this 2154-nucleotide messenger RNA. RefSeq names its product cyclin-A2-2. The record is from RefSeq and is a predicted model, not a curated record. The coding region runs from base 279 to 1751 and encodes 490 amino acids. Gene Ontology annotation, cellular component: cyclin-dependent protein kinase holoenzyme complex; cytoplasm; nucleus. The transcript is spliced from 13 exons. Gene Ontology annotation, molecular function: cyclin-dependent protein serine/threonine kinase regulator activity. Lineage: Eukaryota; Viridiplantae; Streptophyta; Magnoliopsida; Solanales; Solanaceae. Gene Ontology annotation, biological process: mitotic cell cycle phase transition; regulation of cyclin-dependent protein serine/threonine kinase activity.
ACUCUCUCACCCCCACCCCACCCACCCCGCCGAGCUACAUUGAUUGUGUAAAUGACCGAUCGGAGAAGGUAGAAACCCUAGCUCGGAAAUCGAGGCACCUCCGUUCAUCGGUGUUGUAGCAGCUCAUGAGCUUCUUGUUGUUGUUGUCACAAUGCAUUGCUUGUAUCUGAUUCAAGAGUACUGUGGCAGUAGCUCCUUACCUAUAUAAAGCUCUAGAAUUGUGGUGGAAACACAAUGCAGUUGUAAUUUUGACAAUUGGCAUAUCACCACCUGGAUCAAUGAGGAAUGCAACUAUGACAACUGGAUCUUCUAAUCUUAAAGUGCCCACUGUGCGAAUCACAAGAGCACGGGCAAAAGCUUUGGGUUCUUCCGGAGGAUUACCACCUCUACACCCCUCUGUCAGGCAGGAUAAGAAACAGGGACAAGUAACACAGGGAAUAAAGUCCAAAAGACCAGCUUCGGAUGAGAACAAACCAGUUAAUUCUGCUAGUAUUGCUGCUCAACAGCCUAAGCGAAGGGCUGUUCUCAGGGAUGUCACCAAUGUACUUUGUGAAAACACAUACAUGAAUUGCAUAAAUGGAAGCAAAUGUCAGGUUAAGAAAUUCUCUGAUAAGAGGAAUUCGAAGGUGAUACCUGCUAUUUUAGUGAAAAGACCACAGCUUGAAGAUAGAAAAGAGAGUGAUGACGCAAAAAAAGUAAAGGUCGAGGAAUCACAAGAACACUGUUCACAAGCACACCUCCAGGACCAUAAAUUAACUCAGCCCAGAGAAUAUAUCACCGCCACUCCGUGUGGUUUAGCUGAUCUUAUGCCUGUGAAUAAGAGUUCAUGUAAUGGCAUUACACUCCUGAAUACAACACAAAAAGAUGAAAGCAAGGUUUGCCUGAAACAAGAAAGCUCCAAUUCUCUUGGUAUUGCAGAUAUAGAUUCAAAACACAAGGAUCCACUAAUGUGUAGUCUGUAUGCUCCUGAUAUAUAUAGCAAUUUGCAUGCCAUGGAGCUUGACCGGCGACCUUCCUUUAAUUAUAUGGAAAAGUUGCAGCGGGAUGUUACCAAGGGUAUGCGAAGUAUUCUAAUUGAUUGGCUUGUGGAGGUUUCUGAAGAAUAUAGGCUGGUUCCAGAUACUCUUUACCUGACUGUACAUCUCAUUGAUAGGUUCCUCUCUGAGAAUUACAUUGAAAAACAAAAGCUGCAGCUGCUUGGAGUUACCUGCAUGCUAAUUGCUUCCAAAUAUGAAGAAAUUUGUGCACCUCGUGUGGAAGAAUUUUGCUUUAUAACAGACAACACUUACGAGAAAGAAGAGGUAGUAAAAAUGGAAAGUCGAGUUUUGAAUUUUGUGGGCUUUCAACUUGCUGCUCCGACCACAAAAAAUUUCCUGAGGAGAUUUGUUCAAGCAGCACAGGCUUCUUAUGAGGUUCCCUCUGUUGAACUGGAAUUCAUGGCAAACUAUUUAGCAGAGCUAACAUUGGCUGAAUAUGGUUUUCUUAAGUUUCUUCCAUCUGUUACUGCUGCAUCAGCUGUAUUUCUUGCCAGGUGGACACUUGAUCAAUCUAACCACCCAUGGAAUCCAACUUUGGUGCACUACACUAGAUAUAAGGUGUUAGAGCUGAAAACUACAGUUCUUUUACUGCAAGAUUUACAGAUGAACACCAGUGGAAGCACCCUGAAUGCCAUCCGUGAAAAGUAUAAACAACCAAAGUUCAAGUCUGUGGCAACUUUAUCAUCUCCAAAACCAGUCCAAUCGCUGUUCUAGGAAAUGCUGAUUUUAAGUCCGGUUGGCCAAUUCAUGUUCGGCAGAUCCAUUGUCGUUUUCACAUGCAGAAGGACGUUAAUCUUUAACCUACAAUAAUCUAUCCUUCCUCAAAAGGGACUCAAUUCUUUCGUUCAACCCUGUUUCAAAUUUUAACCACUGUGUAUUGUCCUAUCAUGUUCGGUCAUUAGCAGACAGCAGGUGAGGCCAAAAACAUGGAGAUUUCGAUGGAGCGGAUGCCAUAACUUUAAGAAAUGGCAAUAUGUAAGAAGUAACUUAACAGCACCUGGUUAGCUACUUGCUAUCGUGUAUUUAAAGCUGUUUGGAAACUCCUGUUGUUAAAUGGUUCCAACUUUGACAUUUCUAUUCUUUAAGCUUAAUAAAUCCUUUUCCGUACGGAACUAAA